Messenger RNA from Nezara viridula (southern green stink bug), 3342 nucleotides. The record is from the annotation of a GenBank genome assembly. NCBI's taxonomy places the organism in Eukaryota, Metazoa, Arthropoda, Insecta, Hemiptera, Pentatomidae.
AUUUCGUUAAAAUCUGUAACAUAGUAUAUAGAAUAACUAAGCAAAACUAAACAUAUUAAAAAUGGAACAUGAAGCUAAUAGCUUCAUUUACAUACCUUACAUUUGAUGAACCAUUUGUCUCACAUUUGUUGAGUUAUUUGAUGAACGUUUCGACGAAUGUUCGUCCAAACAGGUACUUGUCUUAACCAAUCUUACCUCUUAUGCACAUACUUCUUUGUUUUAUUUCUAUUUUCGUUUGUAGGUUAUAAAAGGUUACAGUUAGUGUUUGUUUAUAGCCAUGUCGAUUGUUACAAAUAUUCCUCAAAAACCUGAAAUUUCCCAAAAAGAAUAUUUGAAGAAAUACCUUUCUAAAGAUAAAGGAGAAAAAAAGAAAAAGAAAGUUAAAAUUUCCUCAUCUAGCCAUCUCAAACGAUCUGUCAUAAUCGAUGAUGACUUAGGAUUACCAAAUGUAGCAUCCGUGGAAGAUGAAGAAUUUAAUCUUGACUAUUUAGGUGAUGAAGCUCCUCAGAUUGCUGGUAUUAUUGAUGAGAGACCUCCAGAAAUCAAAGCCAAAGAAAGUCAUGGGGAUAGAAAUAAGUGGAAACCAGUUGGAGAUCCUGGGGGAAUGGAUUUUCUAUCUAAUGAACAUUCCAUCUCUAAUGGACAAUCAAAUAAUGGCAGUGUUGUGAGAACUGAAAGUGAUGUAUCUUCUUUAAAGGGCAAAAGUAAAUAUCCUGGUGAAGGUGGAACACACUAUGAAAGGGAUUCAAGAGACAGUGAUUCUGACCUUUCCCCACCUCGAGUUAAGAAUAAAUAUGAAGACAAAUCUAAAGAUUCUCAUAAAAGGAGGCCUUUAAAAAAUGAUGAUGAUUCUGAUCUUUCACCUCCUAGGAGCAAACAUAGAAAUAGUGAAAAGGAAUAUAUCUCCAAAAGAAAUAAAGCAAUAUAUGAUUCUGAUACUUCUCCUCCUAGAAGAAGUAGAUAUGAAGAAAAAUCGAGGAGAAAAGGAAGUGAUUCUGAUGUUUCACCCCCUAGGAAAAAUAAACAUGACGACAGAGCAAAGAGGAAACGUAUUGAUUGUGAUCUCUCCCCUCCUAGGAAAAACAAAUAUAAUGACAGUAUAAAGAGAAAAGGAAGUGAUUCUGAUUUCUCCCCUCCUAGGAAAAGCAAACAUGUAGACAGAAUAAAGAGAAGAGGAAGUGAUUCUGAUCUCUCCCCUCCUAGGAAAAACAAACAUGAAGACAGAAAAAAGAGGAAAGGAAGUGAUUCCGAUUUUUCUCCUCCUAGGAAAAACAAAUAUGAAAACAGAGCAAAGAAGAAAGAAAAUGAUUCUGAUCUCUCUCCUCCCAGGAAAAAUAGAUAUGAUGAUAGAGCUAAGAGGAAAGGAAGUGAUUCUGAUCUCUCACCUCCAAGGAAAAAUAAAUAUGAAAACAAAGCAAAGAGGAAAGAAAAUGAUUCUGAUCUCUCCCCUCCCAGGAAAAAUAGAUAUGAUGAUAGAGCUAAGAGGAAAGGAAGUGAUUCAGAUCUCUCACCUCCUAGGAAAAACAAAUAUGAAAACAGAGCAAAGAGGAAAGAAAAUGAUUCUGAUCUCUCUCCUCCCAGGAAAAAUAGAUAUGAAGAUAGAACUAAGAGGAAAGGAAGUGAUUCUGAUCUCUCACCUCCUAGGAAAAAUAGAAAUCAAAUAAAAUCCAGGAGGGCAGGAAGUGAUUCUGAUCUUUCGCCUCCCAGGAAAAAUAGGAACCAAGAGAAAACAAAGAGGAGAGGAGCUGAUUCUGAAUUUUCAUCUUCAAAAAAUAAUCUUGAAAGAAAUGAUAGGAGACAUCACAAAGAUUCUUCUCGUGCAUUUCAUGGAAAGAAUAAUCAUAUGGAUGAUGAAAAUAGGGCAGAUAAAACCCUUGAUGGAAAGAAAGCAGGCUUACAAGAUGCCAAAAAUUUGAAAGAUGAGUUGAGGAAAUUAAAGGAACAAGAGAAUGCCUUGUUUGAAAAGAUGAAAGCUAGUGUUUCUGGAAAAUCUGCUGCUGUUAUAAAGAGAGAUAAAAAAACAGGAAAGAUACGAGAUAUUGAUAAGGAAAAAGAAGAAGAAGUGAAAAAGUCUGCUAGAGUUACGGAGAGAGAAAAUAAAUAUGCUAGAUGGGGAAAAGGUUUGAAACAAAUUGAAGAAGCUGAGGAAAGAGUAGCUGAUUAUCUUCAUGAAGUGAAUAAGCCUUUAGCUCGUUAUGCCAAUGAUCAAGAUUUAGAUAGAAUGUUAAAAGCCAGGGAUAGGGAAGGCGAUCCAAUGUUAGAUUAUAUAAGAAAUAAACAGUCUGAAUCUAUUGAUGUGGAUAACAGAGGUAAACCUACAUAUCAAGGAUAUUACUUACCAAAUAGAUUUAAUAUCCGUCCUGGUCAUAGAUGGGAUGGGGUAGAUAGAUCAAAUGGCUACGAAAAACAAUGGUUCGAAAAGCAAAAUGCAAAGAAAGCAUUGCAGGAAGAGGCUUACAAAUGGAGCACUUCUGAUAUGUAACAGGAAAACAUGACGCUUUUCAUCAAUGUGAUACUUAAAAUGCAGUUAAAAGAUGAGAAAUCUAAUUAUUCAUUGCUUUAAUAAUGUAAUGUAAUUGUUAUGAAGUAUUUGGUCUACAUUUGUACAAAAAAUAUAUCUACAUGACAAGUUUGAAAUGUGAUGACUGAGUUAAUUUAACAGAUAGAAGUCCCAACCUAAUCUUACAGAAAUUGUAGUUCUUUGGCUAAAUGCUUAUAAUUGUUUAAAUGAGGGAAUUUAUUGUAACUAUUUUACAAAUAUUUGUUUAAAUACAUGAAAUAUGUUUUUAAAUAAAUUUGGUUUAUUGAACUUUUAUUAAAAUUUAAUUUGGCCUUGAUCAAUUAUUGUCCCGAUUAAAAAUGAAUCUGAUAAGUAACAUAAGUAAUGCCUGUAAAAAAUUAAUUUACCACUGUAAUAAAUUUACUGGUUAUUUGAAAACAUAUUAGAAUGAGUUAAAUAUAUCACAAUUGAACACUUAACUUAAAAUGUGUAUAACUUUAAUGGUCCUAUAAUCCAAACUAUACAAAAAAAAAAAAAAAAAAAAAAAAAUGUAUGACCUCAAAAACUGGAAGGAAGGUUGUGUGAAGUGCAUAUGACUGACCUACCUGUUUUGUGGCAGUCCAAUUAUGGAACAAGUCACAAUUUUUUAUUCAUGGUUGUACAACCAUUUUAUAAGAAACUAGAUUUUAAGUUAGAAUUGAAACUAUAAAUAAUGUACAUAUUGUAAAAUUCUACCAAACUAAAAGUUGAUGUAUAUAAAAUUGUUUAUUUUAUAUAUGAUAGAUAUUAGAUAAUUUUUAGUUUUAUAAAAUCCACAAUUCUUAUUUGCUCUAGGGGUUAAU